AUGCAGUGUAAUACAAACAAGGAACAAUUUGAAAAUUUAAAAUUUUCAUUUUUAUCUACAAGACGAGAAGCAUUGAAAUUUAUAAGCAUGACAGUUAUUUCAUUGAUGAAUCCUGCUAAACACCUUCUAUUUUCAUCUCGAAGAAUCGGUUAUCAUAUGAAUAAUUCUAUGGUGAAAAAGUCAUUUAUAAUAUCGAUUUUUUUAGUACUUCUUUUCGUGGAAAUUUCAGCCAUAGUUACUCCACCGUUCUGGAUGCCUUCAGAGAGUUGGUCUAGUUGUUCUGAGGAAUGUGGUGAUGGAAUUGAAAAACGAAGAUUUCUGUGUGUUCAAAAUGAUCAUUAUAAUGCAACUAGCUUGUUAGAUGAAUCACAAUGUGCAGAUUUACCUAAUCCACUUAUCCAGGAUAUAGAAGUCAAUCAAAGACCAUGUAAACUUGGUUCAUGUGGUAAAGGAUAUCGAUGGAAAGUAUCUAAAUGGGGUCAUUGUUCACAAACAUGCGGUGGACUUGGUGUAAUGUCACGUGAUGUACAAUGUAUCUAUUCAGGUAAAGAUGGAGAUCUUGUGAUAUCAGAUUUUGAUGCAUCAUAUUAUUGUGGGAAUUAUCGUCAACCAGAAAGACAUGCACCAUGUAAUCGAUUUGCAUGUAAACCAGAGUUUGUUCCUGAAAAAUGGGGCAAAUGUAUACAAAGUGAUCCAUGCCGUCCAGGACGACAAGUUCGUCAAUUAUCUUGUAUUUCUAUACAAGCAAAUGGAUCAUUACGUGAAUUACCAAUGGCAGCUUGUUAUAUGAAUGGGAAAGCAAUUCAUCCAACAUGGCGUCGAUGUUUUGAAGAAAGUUCAAGAAAAUGCGAUAGUAAACCACCAAUGAUCAAUACAGACACUUUGACUAUUGUUCAAAUGAGAAAAGUAAAAGUGAUCGACUUGAAAGUUGGUCAACAAGCAUUCGUAAUACCAUAUACUCGUGUAACUGUACGAUGUCCUGUACAAUACUUUACAGCACAAGAAUUACAAUGGGCUAAUCAAAAUCAUGGGAUAUUAGCUUAUACAGGAGCAGUUUCAGAUCGUAUAAGAGUGGAUAAACGUGGUCGAUUGCAUAUAAGAAGCUUUCGUCUUAUUGAUGAAGGUGAUUGGACAUGUAUAGCUGGGACAAUGAAUGCAACAGUUACAUUAACAGCUAGAACUCCAGCAGCAGGAUUUUAUGAUUGGGUACAAAGGAAUAGACUAUGGACAAAAGGUAUGCUUAGUGAUGAUCCUAAAGCGAUAGCUGUAAAUCAUGAAAUUAUCCAAUGGGUUGUUGGACCAUGGAGUACAUGUUCAACUAGCUGCGGUGAAGCAGGACAACAAUUUCGUGUGGUAAGAUGUGAAAAAGUUGACAGUCGAUUCUAUCAAAUACUAAAUGACCAAGUAUGUAACGAUAAAUUACUGCCAAAACCGCCAAGUGCAAGAAAAUGUUUAGAGAGUAAUAAGUGUCCGAUAUGGGUUGUUGAGAACCGUGAUUUGUCCACUUGUACAGAUCAUUGUUUAAAUGUUGGCAAAGGAUCAAUUGGUGGAAAUCUAGUCUGUAUGAUUGGAGAGAAACAAGUCGCUACAAAAUACUGUGAUAAAUUAGAGAAACCAAAUAUGGAAUGUGAUAAUCCUAUGUGUCAAGUUCAUUGGAAUGUCAGUAAAUGGUCCCAAUGCUCACGUUCGUGUGGUGGAGUUGGUGUACAAGCUAGACAACUUCUGUGUACUUGGUCACAUAAUGGUGAACUAGCUGGUUCAUUGUGUUAUUCGCAUCAACUUGCUAUUCCAGAUGUGAUACGCUCGUGUGAAGUCCCACCAUGUAAAUUAGGUUGUGUUGAUAUGUCUAAACAUUGUUCAAAGAGAGUGGAACUCUGUAAAUUUACAAUAUAUCGUUAUCAAUGUUGUCAAUCUUGUCAACAAUAUGUACAAAUGAUGUCAUCCGUAAAAGAUACUUUGAAAAUAUUUCAAAGACAAAAAUUCUCUAAUAUUCUUUCAUAA
Molecule: messenger RNA, 2001 nt
Organism: Heterobilharzia americana
Lineage: Eukaryota; Metazoa; Platyhelminthes; Trematoda; Strigeidida; Schistosomatidae
Source: the annotation of a GenBank genome assembly